AUGGAGGAGAACCGCGUUUUCCGCUUCCCCCGGCCCGCGUGGCUGAACAGUGCCAACACGCGCACCUUGGGCGUCUACACGGCCGGAGCCAUGUUUGCGCUCGGCUUCUACUCGCUCAUCGACGUGGCCGUGUGGUCCAAGUCGAUCAAGAACCCCUCGGACCCGCCCGUGCACGUCACCUUCAUCGACUGGAUACCGGGCAUCUGCUCGGCGCUGGGCAUGCUCGUCAUCAACUCGAUCGACAAGUCGCGUCUGUCGGCCGACAGCUUCUCCUACAGCGGCAACGGCGUGGCCUGGAAGGCGCGGCUGGUGCUGUUCCUGGGCUUUGCGCUGCUGGCCGGGGGGCUGGCGGGGAGUGUCGUCGUGCUCGUCAUGAAAUACAUUGUGCCCGGCUAUGUUUGGCCGACCAUCUGGAUGGGCGCGGGCAACGUGGUGGCGAAUGCCCUGAUCAUGCUGAGCUCGGCAACCCUCUGGAUUGCGCAGAACAUGGAGGACGAGUACGCGUACAACCUGGCGCUUUGA
This is a messenger RNA of Ascochyta rabiei, 522 nucleotides long. Its product is annotated as Vacuolar protein sorting-associated protein 68. Bases 1 to 522 code for a protein of 173 amino acids. Gene Ontology annotation, cellular component: fungal-type vacuole membrane; Vps55/Vps68 complex. The transcript has 3 exons. NCBI's taxonomy places the organism in Eukaryota, Fungi, Ascomycota, Dothideomycetes, Pleosporales, Didymellaceae. The record is from RefSeq and is a predicted model, not a curated record. Gene Ontology annotation, biological process: protein targeting to vacuole; late endosome to vacuole transport via multivesicular body sorting pathway.